AUGUUAGUUGAUUCUUGUCCUAUCCUAUCCAAGUGGAGAAGAUACAGCCCCGAUAUCCAAACCUGCAAUGUCCAUGAUGUCUCCGGCGGCUUGUUCGAUGGAUUGACAAAACUCAUUGAAUCAAAGACCAAAAUCAAUAUCCCUCCCCGUUAUUUACGCAAUCUUCCAGAUGAAGAAUUGAGCAAGAAAUAUGGAGAAAUUGGACAAAAGACUAAAGAAAAAGCCGAGGAAAUGUUGGAGGCGAUGGACUACUUAGAAAAAUACGGAUUCUUAAACUCUUCCACUUCGCCUUCAGAUCUGGUGGACGAAUCUUCAAUAAUCAAAUUUCAGAAAUUUUUUAAUCUCAAAAAUACAGGUAUGCUUGAUAGAAAUACAACUGAUACACUUACAAAGCCACGUUGUGGUGUUCCUGACAAUCUCAACGCCAAGUCCUUUAAACCAUGGUGGACGGGGAACCAAUUAACAUAUGCUUACCCCAAAGAUAACGUCCCAAACAACAUUAAGUCUUUGUUUCAAAACGCGUUUAACCGUUGGUCAAAAGUAACUGGGUUGAACUUUACAGAGACGAUGUCGUUUAAAAAUUCGAAUAUCAAAAUACUAGUUUUAGACUUAGACGGAAAGGGUAAAAUGGUUGGAGGCACUUAUCUAAACAAAGCUAAAAAUGUUGGGAUUAUGUAUUUUGAUAUAAACGAACAAUGGUCGAGUAAGAGUGAUAUUAAACAGGAUGAAGUUGAUUUUGAAUCAGUUGUGAUGCAUCAAAUUGGUCAUUUAUUAGGGUUGGAACAUUCUUCUGUGGAAGAGGCUAUUAUGUAUCCCAUUGUGUUGCCGAUACAGAAGAUUGAAUUGGUGAAUGAUGAUGAUUUGCAGAAGAUUCAACAAAUAUAUGGUGUCCAAAAUGAUAAAUCAGAUUCAAAUGCCAAAACUGAUGCUUCAAAUUCAACUGUCAAAAAAGAUGCAUCUGAUUCAAGUUGGCCAGUGGUCUUUUGGCCUUUAGGCUUCUCUGGGUUUGUUGUAUGUUUCUUUGGGCUACUGUGA
This is a messenger RNA of Vicia faba (fava bean), 1035 nucleotides long. Lineage: Eukaryota; Viridiplantae; Streptophyta; Magnoliopsida; Fabales; Fabaceae. The record is from the annotation of a GenBank genome assembly.